UCUCAAUUUGAUGUGACAAAUCGUUAUCCCCACUAGACGAAUGAACCAUUGAGAAAAUGAGGCUGCCUGAACUCUUCGUCGCCAAUCACUUCGAGUAUUAACAUCAACUAUCGUCCGAGCGCGUGUAAUUGUGCCUACAUCCUUGGGCCAGCUAAAUACAUAUCUCCGACAUAAAAUCAAUGAACCGACAAUGAUUCAGCUUUUAAAAACGAUCCUUUUGGUGCAUUUGGUGGCUUUAUCAUGUGUAAAUGCCAGCAGGAUUCUUGGAGUGUUUCCUAUAGCCACAGGGAGCCACUUUGUUCUCACUUCCAAACUGAUGAAAGGCUUAGCUGAAGCUGGACAUGAUGUGACAGUGGUAAGUCCAUAUCGGCUCAAAGAUCUGCCGAAGAAUGGCAAAUAUCGCGAUGUUAUGCUGGAGGGUUUUGCAACUGAUUUCGAAAAAAACACACAAAACUUGUUAGCUCAGCCGGAUAUCAGUCCCUACUCGAUGAUGAAACAGACCGUGGAUAUUAUGCUGGAUCUGGCAAAUCGCACCCUUCACAAUCCGGCUGUGAGGCGAAUCUCCGACUCGAACGAAACCUUUGACCUGGUGAUUGUGGAGUAUUUCCGGGACGACAGCCUUAAGAUAUUUGCGCAUAGAUUUAACUGCCCGCUGGUGGUUUUAUGCAGCAUGGGCCCAACUCCCAUGAUCAAUCCCACAGUGGGCAACCCUCAACCAGCGUCCUACGUGGCGCAUACCAUCCUGGCCAAAGGAUUCUCAACUUCGUUCACUCAUAGGGCGAAGAACUUGAUGUACUAUUUAAUCGAUUAUUUCAUUUCUACAUUGCACGCGUUGCCGAAAAACGACGAAAUCAUGCGAUCGGUUUAUCCAGAUGCCCCGUCGAUCUACGAUUUGUAUAGCAAUGUCUCCCUGGUGUUGCUAAAUUCGCAUAGUAGCGUUAAUCUGCCAGUGCCGCUUGUUCCCAAUAUGGUUGAAGUAGGCGGAUAUUUCAUUGACCCACCCAAAAAACUUCCCAAAGAUCUAGAAGACUAUAUGAACAGUGCAUCGGAUGGGGUCAUUUAUUUCAGCAUGGGGUCGAUAAUAAAAGCAAAAGAACUUCCGGAAGAGCGGAAGCAAGCGUUCCUGAAUGUGUUCCGCACAUUGAAGCAGAAGGUUAUUUGGAAGUUUGAGGACGAGUCGCUUGAGGUUCCCCCAAAUGUUCUGGUAAAAAAGUGGUGUCCUCAGCAGGAUAUUUUAGCGCAUCCCAAUGUAAAGCUCUUCAUAACUCACGCGGGAUUGUUGAGCACAACCGAGGCGGUUCACAAUGGGGUUCCGCUUCUGGCGAUUCCAGUUUUUGUGGAUCAGCCAAUCAACGCAGCUACAGCAGUGAGAAAUGGCUACGCCUUGCAGCUGGACUACAGCGAUCCCGAUUUUUCCGAGAGAAAAAUCGCCCAACUAAUCCACGAAUUGCUAAACAACGCGACGUACGCCCAAAACGCCAAGGCAAGAUCCCGAUUAUACCAUGACCGACCAAUGAAACCCAUGGAAGCAGUGAACUACUGGAUCAAUUACGUAAUUAAGCAUCGGGGCGCGCCCCAUUUAAGGGUGGCGGGUGUAAACCUGCCAUGGUACCAAUAUUUUAUGGUUGACGUCAUUGGGCUGUUUGUGCUAAGUGUGUCAUUUGCACUGUAUAUUGUACAGUUUAUAAUCAGGAAAGCCGUUUCAUGCAUAAGGAACACCAGGGUUUGUUCAAAAGUAUCGGCGAAAAAAGCAAAUUAAGGCCAAGUUAUUAAAAAAAUUAGUCUCGAAUUGUGAUAGAUGUAAGUAGGAGUAGGUAACUUGAAACGGACGUACGAUUGAUUUCAGAAUUGACUAUUUAUUAGCAGAUUUAUAUUUUACACCAGAUUGAACCAAUUGACCAGAAUAGACCAAUUUUCUAGCAAAA
Molecule: messenger RNA, 1925 nt
Organism: Dendroctonus ponderosae (mountain pine beetle)
Lineage: Eukaryota; Metazoa; Arthropoda; Insecta; Coleoptera; Curculionidae
Product: UDP-glycosyltransferase UGT5
Exons: 3
Coding region: 191-1759 (522 amino acids)
Molecular function (GO): UDP-glycosyltransferase activity
Source: RefSeq, a predicted model, not a curated record